AUGGCAACAAACGGAGACACCGGGGGCGAAGAGGGGUGUAUGCGGAGGUCUUCGAGCGCGGCGCUUUUAAAAACGCAUUUAGAAAAUUCAGGUACGUUGGAGAAAUCUGUUGAGGCACUAAAUGUGUCAAGGGUAAGUGCGCUGAGGGCUUCAAUUGAAAGGCACAGUGAUAUGAUAUCAAGGGCAUUGUUGACAAGUAAGGAUACGGCUAACAAUCGGGCAACGAUAGAGGCGGCGUUCCGGGCGUGUCGGGAAGCCUUUUUGGAGGUCUCCACGGUGCUCGUAAACAAGCUCGACGAAAAAAUUGCACACAGAAGGAUGGCGGGAGAGGACAUCAGGAAGGUAGUCGAGGAGACAUUGGCAUCCAGUGGCCGAGGACUGUGCGCGGGUUGCAAAGAGGCUAGAAACGGGGGGGAGGGAAGAGGGAGAGCAUCGUAUGCUUCGAUCGCCCGAUCCCCAGCACCAGAGAUACAAGUAUCAAGAGGUCCGACGAUAGAGUUGCCUAAAACCACAAGUUUUAUGAUCGUACCGGAGGAGGAAAGCAGGAGCAAGUACACGUCGUCACAGGAAGUCAAGGAAACACUAUGCAAAGUGCUAAAGCCUGCGGAGUGUGGGCUAAGAGUAAGCAGGCUGACGCUCGUCAGGGACGGAGGAGUAAGGGUCGAAGCACUAUCCCCAGACUUGGGAAAAAUCAAGGACAAUGAAGCGCUUGCCAAGGUGGGACUUAAGGUCCAAGAGAACAUAAAAUACAAUCCGAGACUAAUAGUGCACGGGGUGCCGGCAGAUAUGGCGGCGGAGGACAUUGUACGGGAACUAGUCGCCCAGAAUCUGGAAGGAUGGGAUGCUGAAACGGUAAAGAUGAUCUACCUUUUCAAGGCAAAACAAAACAAAUAUAAAACUAGUUGCGUCAUCGAGGUCAUACCGGAGGUGCGAAAGAUCCUUCUGGAGCGUGGGAGAAUAUUUCUGAGAUAUGCAGCCUGUGCCCUUGCGGAUCAUGUAAGGAUAGUGCAAUGCUUCAAAUGUCUCUCUUUUGGUCACUAUGCGGCAAAUUGUAGGGGUAAGCCUUCCUGUGGACACUGUACAGGGGAGCACGAAAUGAAGGACUGCAGGAGCAGAGGCACAAAACCAAGAUGUGCAAAUUGUGUGCGACAGGCGGGGUCAAGGGGAGACUCAGCACACUCGGCAAUAGAUGCGACAAAGUGUCCAAUACUAUUAAGGAAAAUUAGGGACAAGAUAGCGCUCAUUAACUAUGGCUGA
Vollenhovia emeryi is the source of this 1257-nucleotide messenger RNA. RefSeq lists its product as uncharacterized. The coding region runs from base 1 to 1257 and encodes 418 amino acids. Gene Ontology annotation, molecular function: zinc ion binding; nucleic acid binding. The record is from RefSeq and is a predicted model, not a curated record. The transcript has a single exon. NCBI's taxonomy places the organism in Eukaryota, Metazoa, Arthropoda, Insecta, Hymenoptera, Formicidae.